AUGGGAGAUGCAGAGGGCAUCCUCAAGCUCAGUCCCAAAGAGCAAGAAAUAGAGGAGGUUCACUUCGGCUUCACAGCCAGCAAUGAUUGGGCUGACUCCCCUGGAGCACAGUCAAACCUGAGUACUUCAGAUGUGAAAACUCUUACGUAUAUCACCUACAUCGGCUGUGGCAUGUCAAUGUUCUUCUUGGGUGUUGCUCUCUUUAUGCACUUCCUUUUAAGCAAAGCCAAGACCAGCAAAACCACCAAGAUCCUCAUCAACCUCUUCCUGGCCUUGUUUCUACUGAAUUUGACCUUUCUGGUCAAUGACUCAAUCGCCAAAUCGCAGAAUUUAUCAGCGUGCAGAUUCAUAGCAGGGGUCAUGCACUACUCCAUGCUGUCUACCUUCAACUGGUUCGCCAUCCAGGCCUUCCACCUGUACCUGCAGCUAAUCAAAGUCUUCAACAUAAACAUCCAGCGCUACCUGCUGAAGACUGCCAUUGCCGGAUGGUGUGAGUUCAGUGGGAUGUGA
Molecule: messenger RNA, 510 nt
Organism: Megalops cyprinoides (Indo-Pacific tarpon)
Lineage: Eukaryota; Metazoa; Chordata; Actinopteri; Elopiformes; Megalopidae
Product: adhesion G-protein coupled receptor G2-like
Exons: 3
Coding region: 1-510 (169 amino acids)
Biological process (GO): cell surface receptor signaling pathway; adenylate cyclase-activating G protein-coupled receptor signaling pathway
Cellular component (GO): membrane
Molecular function (GO): G protein-coupled receptor activity
Source: RefSeq, a predicted model, not a curated record